AUGGCCGACUGCAUCGCCAGCAAGCGCCGCUGCGCGGACGUCGCCGACGGCGCUGACCGGCUUGGUGACCUGCCGGACAGCCUCCUGCAAGUCAUAAUCUCCUUGCUCGGCUUCCGGCAGGCCGUGCAGACCGGCGUGCUGUCGCGGCGGUGGAAGAAUCUGUGGCGUGGCAUGCCCGUCGUCGACAUCGACGAGCGAGAGUUCGCCGGCGACGGCCAGACUUGGGACCGUUUCGAGGACUUUGUCGACCACGCAUUGACGUCGAUCCCGCCAGGGACGCAGCUCGACGCCUUUCGCCUGCACGUGGUUAGCUGCGACACCGCCACGUCUAGCAGGUGGAUCCGACGUGGCCUCCGCCACCUCCCGGCCGCCGUCAGCAUCCACGGUACCAACGCCGGCCACAGCCUGGUCUGCUGGAACCCGCACGUAUCAUCCCCGCCCCGAAACCCCUUCAGGUUCAGGUACGCCGCCGCCGACGGACUCUGGCAGCAGCGGGGCAUGUCGGCGUGCGCCGCCGGUUUCACCCGUCGCUUGACGACCCUGCGGCUGGUCGGCGCCGGUAUCAGUCGCGGCUUCUUCGAGGAGCUCGGCCGGAACUGCCCGGCCCUCGAGGAGCUCCACGCCGAGAGGUGCCUGAUGCACAUGCUCUCCCUCGCCUCGCCCGUGCUCAGGCGCCUCGCUGUCAUCAGCCCAGUUUCAGCACGUAUGGUCACCGUCGUUCCUGGGCUCGAGGCCCCCCGCCUCACCUCCCUCCGCCUCGACAUCAUGUAUGGCGGGGAGAUCACCUACGGAUUGGAAACCGGAGUCGGGCCGGCCCCACAGUAUCACUUGCCGGCUCUUACUGAGGCGUCACUCCGGCUCACGGACACGAGCGCCAACGUCCACCUGCCCGACCACCAAGCUUGGGACUGGGAGAAUCGGAAGCUCAUCGCCAUGUUUUUGGAUUCCAUGUGUGGCUUCCUUGCCCGCCUUACGAAUAUUGUAAGCCUACAUCUACACGGCUUCAUCGCCAUGGCAUUGCUUCAGAAGGAGUCCCAAGAAUUCCCAGUGUUGAAUAACUUGAGAAAUUUGCACCUAGAAGAAUGUGAUGUUGGAUUGAGCUACCAGGUGUUGACAAGCAUCCUCAGAAACACACCUAACUUGGAAAAGCUUGCAUUGCACUGGUGCACGUUUGAAGCUCCUCCAAUCAUGAAUAGGAGGAAGGAGAUGGCAUCUUCAAAACUCCAUGGAUCAACUACACCGGCUGUUUUUUGGUGCAAGAAGCUGAAAUCGAUGGAUAUCAAAUGCAGAAAGGAAGAUGAGACACACAUGGCUAGGGUUUUAUCAGAGAUCUCUAAGGGGAUGGCGCCAGAGCAGUGGGAGCGAGUCAAGACAUCAGAUACAAUUGUAUCAGUAGAAUAA
Molecule: messenger RNA, 1401 nt
Organism: Aegilops tauschii subsp. strangulata
Lineage: Eukaryota; Viridiplantae; Streptophyta; Magnoliopsida; Poales; Poaceae
Source: RefSeq, a predicted model, not a curated record